Molecule: messenger RNA, 2530 nt
Organism: Podarcis muralis (Common wall lizard)
Lineage: Eukaryota; Metazoa; Chordata; Lepidosauria; Squamata; Lacertidae
Gene: METTL8
Product: methyltransferase 8, tRNA N3-cytidine
Molecular function (GO): tRNA (cytidine-N3)-methyltransferase activity
Source: RefSeq, a predicted model, not a curated record
AAACCCUCCGCGCGCGCAAGGGCGGGAGGCCGCGCGCUGGUUCGGGUUUCCCCGGCUUGACCGGCUGCUGGUUUGCAGCGCGGGAGCGGAGGGUUGAGAAGGUUGCACGAAGAAGCCGUGCAAGUGUUAAGGGCAGCGCCUUGCAUCAUCAUCAUCAUCAUCAUCAUCAUUAUUAUUAAUACCCACGCCCUGCACAUUUCUGCUUAUUUUUUUGGAAUACUAUUACAUUUGAUAACUGUUAACGACUGGACGCGAGGAAGCACGUGGAUAAGAAUCUCCGAAAAGUGUUUUGGGUUUUUUUUGUUGUUUUGGCACUGCAUGGCAUAUAGCGCCCUGAAGGUGUUUUGCUGCUGCUGCUGCUGCGCUGAAAUGCUGUUUGUUAAAAGAUUCUGUGCUUCACAUCUGAAGACCAGCAAGAUGCCCCAUCGGUUCCAGAGUAACAAACGACCAGUUGCUCCUCUUGGGUCACGGGUUUUGUUGGAUCCAGAUAAAGUUUUUGAUCACAACAUGUGGGACCACAUGCAGUGGUCACAGGAAGAAGAAGAAACAGCCAAGGAAAAAGCCGCAGAGAAUUCACUCGUCAGAGUCCAACCAGAGCUGCAAGCGAAGUAUGAGAGAGAAGCCAGUAGAUACUGGAAUGAAUUUUACAAGAUCCACAAGAACCAUUUUUUCAAAGAUCGCAAGUGGUUGUUCGUGGAAUUUCCAGAAAUUAUUCCAGAAGGAAAAUCUGACCGUUGUAGAAAAGCGAUUACAGAAAACUUGAGAUGUACUGGUUUACUUGAAGACAACCAUCUUUGUGAGGAUAAUUCUGCUCCAAAAGUUUCUUCCGUUUUGAGCGCAUGUUAUGAUAACUCCGCAGCUGAUGAGCAAAUUGUCAAGAGCACUGGAAAGCAAUUCCCUGGCGGUGAUUCUUCUUACCGAAUAUUAGAGGUUGGCUGUGGUGCUGGUAACAGCGUUUUCCCUAUUUUGGAAGUGAUUCGCCACCAUCCCGGAGUCUUUCUGUAUUGCUGUGAUUUUGCUUCAGAAGCGGUGGAGCUCAUCAAGUCUCAUCCACUCAUCGAUUCCUCCCGGUGUUUUGCCUUUGUUCACGACGUGUGUGAUGAUGCCUCGCCCUACCCUUUCCCAGACGGCAGCCUGGAUGUCAUUCUCCUCAUCUUUGUGCUGUCUUCCGUUCACCCUGACAGCGAGAGCUGGUCGAAAGAGCGCUUCGCUAAUGAGGCUCCUUGUCGCCCUCGGAAGAGGCUUCUUUGGCAAAAUGCGUGCCUAUUAAAGAUGGCGGGUCUUUCCAAAAUAUUACAGAUGACUUCUUCUUUUCCCCUUGGGAAAAAGAAUUGAAAUGAAACCGGCGAAAUCCAAAUGGCCACCUUCAUGCACCAAAGAUAUUCCCAGCUUUGUUCUCCAAACAGCUGAGCUUUCUGAUUUGCUUUCAGAGAAAAUCGCAUUUCCCUCAUUUCUUCCUGUUUGUUCGGGAGGCAAGCGGGUGAGGAGUCAUAGGCAAAAGAAUACUUUGCCAAGCCCGGGUGGGGAAAGGGAAGAAAUAUCUCUUCCCUGCACCUUUUGCUAACUCUUAUGCCGCAAACCUUCAGGUUUUCUGUGCAAAUUUCCACCAUUAGCCUUUGUAGAUCGUCCUGUUUUCUCCCCCACCGUCAGGUAAUCUGACGAAGGUUGCUGUGAUUAAUAUCCCUCAAUUCUAAUACUGCAAAAGGCUGUAUUUAAGUGUUUUAUUUUAUUUCCCCCCCAAAAAAAAAUUAUUAGUUUUCCAGAUUUAUAACAAACAAAUAGAAAAAAAGAAAAUCAAAAAACAAACCAACAAACAUUUAUCCUGAUUGUAAUAAUUCCACUUUUGAUAACAUUGUUAGGUGAACAGUGUGUAACAAUGUAUUUAAGUAUUUUAAAUAAACAUGUAUGUUCCACUGAAAUCAGUGAAACUGGUUGCCGAAUAAGUAUGCCAAAAUUAGGUCCAAGCUGCAGUUUGUAUCCUAAAAUCACUGUUGUUCUUUCUCUCGCCACUCACCUUAUCAUAGUAUUAUCCUAAUUCCAAAGGUUAAAGCACUAAAAGAUAGCUGUUUGUUCUAAUCUUCCUAAAUAUUUAAAGAAAUUCCCCCGAACAAGCGCCUGUUAAUAAAAAAUACUGAUCUCGGUUUGGGGUGGGGGUGAGGAAGAGGCAAAUAAUUUUUUUAGCAGGCAACGUGCAAAAGGUCACGAGGGUUCUUCUCAUGUACGAACCUUCAUUCAGCAUUUAAAUUAUUACCUAAUUAGUUUUUAGGGCACUUACAGCCUGUCACUGUUUUAUGGGUGGGGUUCAGUCACGCCCUGGCAAAUUCAGGUUGUGGAAUUCAAAAUGCUUUGGUGUUCUUGAGUUCACCCCACAUUGAACUUUCUGUGAUAAGGAAAGUGGAAGGAAAUUACAUUCUGAAGUGUGGAGUGACAAUUGCUGGACACAAUGUCCUCUAAUCUCCCCACAAACUUUGUGCAAACGAAUCAAGAUGAAUGCUUUUUUUUUUAAGGGUUUAUUGAGUUUUCAAAAACA